CGCGCGUCGAUUGGUCGGUUUGAAUCGGGCGGUUGAAAUCCCCGCGCGCUGAUUGGCCAAAGCCGCCGUUAAAAAGUGAAAGUAAAAAUUUGCGGAGCCUUCAGUUGCCGUUGGGACGUUGACGAAGAGAGUUGAUCAAGAUGGAAAACUACACAAAGACUGAGAAGCUGGGAGAAGGCACUUAUGGGGUGGUGUACAAGGCAGUCCACAAGUCCACCGGCGCUGUUGUGGCCCUGAAGAAGAUCCGCGUUGAGAGCGAAGAGGAGGGAGUGCCUAGCACGGCCAUCCGAGAGAUCUCCCUCCUGAAGGAGCUGUCUCACCCCAACAUCGUUCAGCUGCAAGAUGUGCUGAUGCAGGACACAAAACUGUUCCUCGUCUUUGAGUUCCUCUCCAUGGACCUCAAGAAAUAUUUAGACUCCUUACCUAGCGGGACCACUCUGCAGCCAAACCUUGUGCAGAGCUACGUGUACCAGGUGAUGUUGGGCAUUGUGUUCUGCCACUCACGGAGGAUCAUCCAC
Petromyzon marinus (sea lamprey) is the source of this 518-nucleotide messenger RNA. Lineage: Eukaryota; Metazoa; Chordata; Hyperoartia; Petromyzontiformes; Petromyzontidae. The record is from RefSeq and is a predicted model, not a curated record.